AAUGACCUUUAUUCUGGUUUGCAUACUUUCUUUCUCUUAUUGCCUAUACGAAUUGACUGCGCUCUGAGUUGAGUGAGAUCUCCAUCAUGGGAAAAGACGAGCCAGGAACCUACCGCUAUAACGAAACGCCAACUUACACCACCUCCAAUGGCUGCCCGGUAUUCGACCCCGAAUCAGCACAGCGCAUUGGCAAGAAUGGUCCCCUUCUCUUGCAAGACUUUCACCUAAUCGACCUCCUCGCCCACUUUGACCGGGAGCGUAUCCCCGAGAGAGUUGUGCAUGCCAAGGGUGCUGGUGCUUACGGUGAAUUCGAGGUCACUGACGACAUUAGCGAUAUUACUACAAUUGACAUGCUCAGAGGCAUCGGCAAAAAGACAAAACUGGUAACCCGCUUCUCGACUGUCGGUGGUGAAAAGGGUUCUGCCGAUAGUGCUCGUGACCCUCGUGGCUUUUCAGUCAAAUUCUACACUGAGCAAGGAAACUGGGACUGGGUAUUCAACAACACGCCCGUCUUCUUCCUCCGUGAUCCGUCAAAGUUUCCUAUUUUCAUUCAUACGCAAAAGAGGAAUCCGCAGACAAACCUCAAAGAUGCGACUAUGUUCUGGGAUUACCUUUCCACGCACCAGGAGUCUGCACAUCAGGUUAUGCAUUUGUUCAGUGAUCGUGGAACGCCCUAUUCGUAUCGACACAUGAAUGGAUACUCGGGUCACACGUUCAAAUGGAUCAAGUCCGAUGGAACAUUCAACUACGUCCAAAUCCACUGCAAAACCGAUCAGGGAAACAAAACCCUAACCAACGAAGAAGCCGGUGAACUCUCAAACACGAAUCCCGACUGGCACACACAGGAUUUAUUCCAGGCUAUUGAGCGAGGUGAAUACCCCUCAUGGACUUGUUACGUGCAGGUCCUGAGUCCAGAACAAGCCGAGAAAUUCCGCUGGAACAUCUUUGAUUUAACCAAAGUCUGGCCUCAAAGCGAGGUCCCUCUCCGCCGUUUCGGUCGUUUCACGCUUAACAAGAAUCCGCAAAACUACUUUGCGGAGAUUGAGCAAGCGGCUUUUGCGCCCUCGCAUUUGGUGCCUGGUGUUGAGCCGUCGGCUGAUCCGGUGCUUCAGGCUCGUUUGUUCUCGUACCCGGAUACGCAUCGACACCGUUUGGGGGUCAAUUAUCAGCAGAUACCGGUCAACUGUCCCCUGCACGCUUUUAACCCGUAUCAACGUGACGGUGCUAUGGCUGUGAAUGGUAAUUACGGCGCUAACCCGGCCUAUCCCUCGAGUUUCAGGCCACUGAAAUUCGAGCCCGUCAAGGCUAGUCAGGAACAUGAGAAAUGGGUCGGAGCAGUAACAUCUCAACAGAUCCCCGUUACAGAUGAGGAUUUUGUGCAGGCAAAUGCUCUGUGGCAUGUACUUGGCCGUACGCCGGGUCAACAGGAGAACUUUGUGAAGAAUGUGUCUGGUCAUUUGUGUAAUGCGAAUGAGAGGGUGCGGAAACAGACUUAUGGGUUCUUCUCGAGGAUUAAUGCUACCCUCGGAGAGAAGAUUAAGAAGGCUACGGAGAAGAAUGUGACGAAGGAGCACGCUCGUCUGUAG
This is a messenger RNA of Talaromyces stipitatus ATCC 10500, 1586 nucleotides long. RefSeq names its product catalase Cat. The coding region runs from base 87 to 1586 and encodes 499 amino acids. The record is from RefSeq and is a predicted model, not a curated record. The transcript is spliced from 4 exons. NCBI's taxonomy places the organism in Eukaryota, Fungi, Ascomycota, Eurotiomycetes, Eurotiales, Trichocomaceae. Gene Ontology annotation, molecular function: catalase activity; heme binding. Gene Ontology annotation, biological process: response to hydrogen peroxide; hydrogen peroxide catabolic process. Gene Ontology annotation, cellular component: mitochondrion; cytoplasm; peroxisome.